Messenger RNA from Cooperia oncophora, 303 nucleotides. Lineage: Eukaryota; Metazoa; Nematoda; Chromadorea; Rhabditida; Trichostrongylidae. The record is from the annotation of a GenBank genome assembly.
AUGCUGCCUCGUCUAUGGAUUCGACGUUUCUUUGCAGAAAUCAGCGAUAUCGACCGAGCCCUACGUCGUCAUUCAAGAAAAGAAUCUAUUGCAGUGGGUCAGUUAGACAAGAUUGUUGAUGACGAUGCAAAAAUGACGAUUUCAAUUGACGUCAGUAGGUUCAAGCCAGAUGAACUCAAGGUGGAUCUCGACGGUCGAGUUCUCACAGUUGAGGGGAAACAGGAGACCAAGGAAGAGCACGGCUACGCUAUGAGAUCGUUCGUUCGUCAGUGGACCCUCCCGGAGGAUGUCAACGUGGUAUAG